AGAAAUUGAUACAGAUUUGGAAUAAUCUGAGGGUGAGUAAAUGAUGAUGGAAUUUUCAUUUGUGGGUGAACUGUUCUCUAAACACUUGAGGAUACACUGUAAAAACUGUAAUUUUACAGAAUUGUUCGGUGCUUAUGGGAUGUUUUAAAACCGUCAAUUGACAGAAAAACACAAAUUUGCAAAUUUACAAGAAAAACAUGAAAACAUGUAAUUAUAUGGGACAAAGUUGUUAUUUUACAGUAUUGUUUCUGGCACCCCAGCUGCCAGAAGAUUACCAUUUUUUACAGGAUUUGUUUUAUAGUGUACUGGACAGUAUAUUCAUUUUAUAUUGGCUAUUUUAUAUCUUUUAUUAAUCAAACAGAGUUUGUAGCUGUAUGUUUAAGAGAGACAUUUGUCAGAAUGCCUGUCUGCCUCCAUCUGUUUGUUUUAUGAAAAUAUGUUGCGGACGAGACUUGGAGCCGGAGGGAGUUGUGUAUGGGUCAGUCCGACUGCUCGCUUCCUCUCCUGUUUGGAUAGCUCCCUCAUUUGUCCAUCUCAAGUGUUACAAGGUGUGAACACUGACAAACAUGAUGUGACUGACACUGGGCAUCACUUUCCUCUGCCUCUCUCUCUCCAAACUCUAGUGUCUGUUGGCACAACCAUUGACUGUAAGGGAUUGAUAUUUUUGGAAUGAACUUGAAUCCUGCAUGAAGGUUCUCGUACACAUCUGACCCCAAAUCUGCAAUCUCCUCCCUGUUUUUUUUCUCCUCCUACUUCUUACGGCUGGCCAUGAGGGAAUUUAAGAGAGCUAGAGGUGAGCCUUCAGGUACACUGCAAGUGAACAGUAAGAAGGGAUCGGAUCAGAACCAUGCGGACUCUCGUGGUGCUUUGCGUCUGCUUGGGUAGUUUAAGUGUAAGAGCAGAAGCAUUGAAUGAACUGGGAAAGACGGCAGAGGGAAAUGAAGUUAUUGGCUCAGAUUCACUCAUCGGUUUCUCGCCUGAGGCCGAUGUUUCGUCCGUGCAGCAUCAAAUGGUGGAUUCAAGUCCAGAAUUAAGUGGACCAAAAGAAACACGAAGAACAAGGCACUUGAGGACCACAGAUAAUACACAGUCUACUAUGGGGAGAAUCGAGGCUGUGUGGGUGGAGCUUAAUGCUGUGUUAGAGAGAUGGGCAGGAACAUCAGGAAAACUCAAUGCAAUCUUGAGGGACCUUACAGCUGAGAAAAAACACCUGUUGGACCAAGGUGAAGAGCAAAAAGUGAAGAAAAAUAAAGAGGAGGAGGAGGAAGAAGAGGAUGAUGAUGACGAAGAAGAGGAGGAGGAGGAAGAAGAGGAGGAGGAAGAAGGAGAGGAGGAAGGAGGAGAGGAAGCGGAAAAAGAGGAAGGAGAAGAAGAAGCAGAAAAGGAAGAAGAAGAAAGUGAGGUGACUAACAGCACCCUGACCAAUAAUUCCACAGACAUGUUACCAGACGGCUGCCUACUGGAAGGAGCUCGAAUGUCCUGCAAGCUGAUUGGCUUGUCUCACCUGCCCGUCAUAACAAACCUGGAAGUCACCGUACUUGAAGUGUCUGGGAAUAACUUAGCAGAAAUUCCUCCCGGUGGUUUUGAUGCACUUCCAAAUCUCGAAGAGCUUGACCUAAGUAUGAAUAUACUGGAAGACUCUUCUUUUGGCCUGAGUCUGUUCAUGAAUCUGACAAAUCUGAGACGUCUGAACCUGGAUGGCAAUGGACUUACAACAGUUCCACACUUGCCGUCUUCUCUGGUGGAGCUAAAGAUACACAACAAUAAAAUAAACCAACUGGCCUCACACAGCUUCAAAGGCUUGACCAACCUACAAGUCUUAGAACUGACAGGAAACAUCCUCUAUGAGGGCAGCGUUGCACCCUGGGCUUUCAGACCUCUGAAGGCACUUAAGUUCCUCCGAAUGGAUAAAAACCGAUUCAGUUCCAUCCCAGCAGGAUUGCCCCCAUCUUUAGAGGAAUUGUGGAUGCAGGAAAAUCAGAUUGUGGAGGUGCAGGACAGGCUUUUACAUAAAUGUGUCAACUUAAGGGUGCUUGAUCUCAGUCACAAUCAUCUGAGAGAGAACAAUAUCUACCCCAAGGCCUGGAUCAACCUGCCGAAGCUUGAAGUCCUUGACUUGUCCCACAACCAGAUGUCCGUAGUGCCCUCGCACCUGCCCAGGGCCUUGCGUCAACUCUCUCUCCAGCACAACCACAUUCACGCCAUUCCGCCGCUCGCACUGAGUCACCUCCGUCCAGGCUUAGAGAUUCUGCGUCUAUCCCACAAUGUGUUGGAGGAGCAGAGGGUGCUGGGGAAGUCGUUCCGUGGCGUUUAUCAAACACUGAUAGAGCUGCACUUGGACAAUAACAGGUUUGAAAUUGUGCCACGGAACAUACGUCACUUCAAAAAGCUCCAGCUACUGCAUCUAGAUCACAACCGUAUAAGCUCUGUUCCAGUGAGGUCUCUAUGUAAGGUUAAAGGUACAGAGGAGUCUCAUAUGUCGGAUGUCCAUUUAGAGUACAACUACAUUAAUGUGAAGAAAAUCCCUCGUACUGCUUUCUCAUGCAUCCAGGACCCCAAUAGGAUCAUUCUUGAGCCCCAGACCCCAAUAGUGUUAUAUUAAACUCCUGCAGUGUUAUUUCAGCCUUCACUCGGCUGCUCCUUUCAUCCACUCAUAUCCUGUUAGAAUACUGUAAACACCAUGUCCUUUAGAUCUAAUAGUCUGCUAAUAGUAUCUUCUUUCAUCUUUCUAUUUGGUAACUUCAGCAACACUCCAUGGAUUCAUUAGUAAAGCUUUAAUCUUUGUAUUUUAUGUAGGUUUACAAAUGACAUUUUAUUGACGUGAUUCUCUGACUGUACUGUUUUCAUUGUUAAUAGUAUCAGUACAAUUGUUUUAUAAUUCAUGUUUUCUUGUAAGUGAAGCUCACAUGAUUUUUUUUAUUUCACAAUAUCUAUUACACUUGCAUCUAUAUAAUAUCAUGUAUCUUUAUUAUUCUCAUAUGUCACAAUAAA
This is a messenger RNA of Triplophysa rosa, 2991 nucleotides long. RefSeq names its product extracellular matrix protein 2. The transcript is spliced from 10 exons. Gene Ontology annotation, molecular function: heparin binding; protein binding; collagen V binding. Gene Ontology annotation, biological process: extracellular matrix organization; positive regulation of cell-substrate adhesion. Bases 848 to 2602 code for a protein of 584 amino acids. The record is from RefSeq and is a predicted model, not a curated record. NCBI's taxonomy places the organism in Eukaryota, Metazoa, Chordata, Actinopteri, Cypriniformes, Nemacheilidae. Gene Ontology annotation, cellular component: extracellular matrix.